AUUUCAAGUUUGGUUUUUGCUAUUGCAGGGCAACAAGCAGGAGAUCAGGAAGGUCAACUGGUACUUCAAAAAAUGUAGCACAGCAGAAGAGGCGUCAGAGUGUGCUGCUAAAGAGAUUAGAUUUACCUCCUGAUGUAGUAAGCACAUCACCAAAUGUGCGACGAACAAGGAGACAGUCCAUGGGACAUCUGCCCAGAAAGAAAGAGGUUUUGCAAGAAUCCACGAAAACCUCAAAGCUACCACGAGCAGUAUCGGAGAAAACGGUGAAAAAUAAAGCAUCCCAUUCCAAAUUACCACUACCUGCCAAGAAAGAGAGCACCAAAACUGUGAAAGCAGAAGACAAGCAGGCAACAAAAACAGAAUCGGAAGCCAACGUGGUCAUUUCCCCGCAAAAAUUCUAUACCUCUCCUGAGAAGAAGUCCAAAGCUCUGCGGCGUAAAUCUUUUGGGAUGGCAGCCCUGGAAGAGAAUAUAGUCACAGAGACAAGAGCAAAGAGGAAAACAGAAGUAACUGUUUCUGUGAAGAAGACAGAGGAGCCCCAGAACAAGAAGAGAAGAGGAAAAUCAUCCACAUCCAACUUGGAAGCCACCGCAGCCAGUCCACCUGCGGCAAAGGCAAAGAAGGCUAAGAAAUCAGACGAAGCAGAAUCAGACACAAGUUCUUCUCCUGCACAGUUAAGAUCUCAAAAGUCCCCCUCGGCCAAGAAAUCAAAGAAGGCCGAGCCGAAAAGUCCUUCCCCGGCCCCAAAGAAAGUAGAGUCACCUACUCCUUCAUCUGCCUCAAAGAAAGCCAAGCAAACAAAACCAGUAUCAUCAUCUCUUAAAAAGACAAAGAAGUCAAGCACGCCUACCAUUUCUGUGCUGAAGACUCCGAGUAGACUUGGUAAUAUAACGCCAACUCGAUCGCCGAAGGUUAGGCUUACCAGGUCUGUGGCAAGGAGCUCACAGCGAGUACGACUUGUUGGAGUAAGCCCAUCGCCAUCAACUACAGCCUUCAGAAAGACACCAAAGUCUAGCAAGAAAGAAGUUACCAUCUCUACAGAUAACUUGGGAUCAUCGCCUGCACUGUCUGCACGAUUGCAGCUGCAACUCAUACGAUGCAAUUCACCAAUGAAGGAGAAGUAUAAGGCUUCUAGUUCAAAGGUCAAGCCAUUCACUCCAAAACCAGAUCCUCCUCCCCGAAGCUUACUAAAGCAAAACAUGAAGAAGAAGGUGGCUAAAAAUAUAAAAGCCACAACUAAGGUUGAAGUACACAGACUGAUGGAUCCAGAAAUUAGCACCACAAAGAAGAUAACUAAAAGGGAAGAAGAGAUAUUCAUUCCAGAUACACCAGUUUCAGUAACCAACCUUCCCCCAACACCGAAGUCUUCACGCAAAAGUCUUAGUUCUUCAGUUUCCAGAAGGGCUGCCCUCCGUACUACUGCUGAGAUUGUGCCAUGCCCUCCCCUAUCCUCUCCGGAAACUCCACGAAGUAGUACACCAAUUGAUAAGGACGACAAGUUAGAUGACCUUGCUGUCGACCCAACAAUUUCAACCUUCAGCCAAGAAGAGGAGGAAGUAUCUGUUGUAGACUCUGCUAAAGAAGAGGAAGUUUCCGAGACUGAAGAAUCACCAGAAAAGACAAAACGAAGUUAUUGUACUCUUAUGUAAUCAGACAUACUGCUUUGUUACAAAUUUAAAAGCUUACUACUGGGUAGUAUGCUGCAGUGGAAAUAAUAUUGAUGGCACUUCAUUUUGCUUAAGUUUUUAUAGAUUCAAAUAUUCUAUUUUUUUAAUGACAUAUCUUUUCCACUUUGUAUUUGUUUAAGACAUUUAUGUCAGGAUUGAGAAAUUCAUAUUUCUCAUUUAUGAAUGUGGACUUGAUCAAUAGGCUUUGGUUUUAUCAUAAGCUUAUAUUUGAUUUUAGAUACCUAUCUCAUGCUGAUAGUUUUUGCAUUAUUGAGGUCUUCAUAUGUUACAUUUUUAGGAGAUAAAUUUUCAUACUUUGAAUUUUUAGAAAAGUAGAGUAAACUGACACUUGUAGCCUAAGAUCGUACAUUUAAUGAAACGUACAAAGCUUGUUGCCUUUGAACAACUGUUAUAUAUGAUAUAAGCAGGUUGUCUGCAAUAAAUGCCUUUGCAUAUAUUUGGAAAUAUGUCAGACAUUAUAUUUAAACCUAAAAUGUACCUGAAAAUCUUGUAAUUGUAUAUAGCAUUUACAUACUGCCUGAUCAGUAAUUUUAAAUUAUUGAUAUUCCAUUGAUGACUGUAGUUUGUAAUGAAAUAAAUGUGUACAUAGAAAAAAAAAA
Penaeus indicus is the source of this 2287-nucleotide messenger RNA. RefSeq lists its product as uncharacterized. The record is from RefSeq and is a predicted model, not a curated record. Bases 180 to 1649 code for a protein of 489 amino acids. The transcript has 6 exons. Lineage: Eukaryota; Metazoa; Arthropoda; Malacostraca; Decapoda; Penaeidae.